AUGGGAUCAUCAAAUUUGAUAUCUGUUCCUCAUACAAAGCUGUCAUUCAUCCUAACAUUGUUCCUAGCCAUCUUCUCAUGCUCAGAAGCAACUCUUGAUCAUGGGCUUCUUCAAGAAACCAACAUAACUCUUUACAUUCAUGAUUACUUUACAGGCCCAAAUGCAACAAACAUCGCCAUUGGUAACCCUCCCGAUGACCACUGGGCUGUCGAUGAUUUCGGCACGAUGUAUUGCAAGGACAGUCCCAUGACUGAGACUGCUGAUCCAGAGUCUGAUUACGUGGGGCGGGCUCAGGGCACUUUUGUGAGUGCAGCCUUGGAUGGCUCAAGUAGCCAAGUAGUGAUGUCACUUGUGUUCGAGACUGACGAAUACCAGGGCAGUACUCUACAGAUACAAGGGGCUGGUUCGCAGAACCACAGGGUUAAAGAGCUGUCCGUAGUGGCUGGCACAGGUGGAUUUCGAUAUGCUAGAGGUUAUGCCACGUCCGAGACUAUUUAUUAUGAUCGGGAAGCUAAUUAUUCAGUUGCUGAGUGGAAUGUUACCAUGGAGCAUUUCAAAUAA
This is a messenger RNA of Daucus carota subsp. sativus, 561 nucleotides long. Its product is annotated as dirigent protein 23. NCBI's taxonomy places the organism in Eukaryota, Viridiplantae, Streptophyta, Magnoliopsida, Apiales, Apiaceae. The transcript has a single exon. Bases 1 to 561 code for a protein of 186 amino acids. The record is from RefSeq and is a predicted model, not a curated record.